Molecule: messenger RNA, 891 nt
Organism: Elephantulus edwardii (Cape elephant shrew)
Lineage: Eukaryota; Metazoa; Chordata; Mammalia; Macroscelidea; Macroscelididae
Product: centriole, cilia and spindle-associated protein-like
Exons: 5
Coding region: 1-891 (296 amino acids)
Biological process (GO): regulation of mitotic spindle assembly
Cellular component (GO): ciliary basal body; cytoskeleton; axoneme
Molecular function (GO): microtubule binding
Source: RefSeq, a predicted model, not a curated record
AUGUUCCCGGGGAGCAAGGUGAAGAGCGAGUACAUGAAGCGGUACAAGGACCCGCGCUGGGACAUGUACGCGCCCUGCUACCGCGAGCUGCUGCACUACCGCCAGAGUCGCCGGCUGCUCGAGCAGGCGCACAACCCCUGGUUUUGGGACGACUGGGGCCAGGCUUGCUCCUCGGAGGACACCUCGUCGUCAGGCGGCAGGGGAUCCCCCUGCCCCGAGGCACCGGGAGCCUCGCCCCCGCCGUCCGCUCCAGCGAGCCCCGAGCGAGAGGACUCCCACCAUCUGGUGCCAGAGGUCCCGGAGGACGCGGACGCCAAGGGUCCUGCAGCAGAUGUGGUCUUCCACCUCUCUGAGCACUUCUUAGAACAUUCUGAGAUGUUGACAAAAGCAUCUGGGUGCUGCUGCUUGUGCUCCUCUCAGAAGAUGAUACCCUUGAUAUCCUCGCACAAACUGCCCGUGGAAGUAGAAGAAACACCAGAACAACAAACCAAAACUAAGGAAAAUGAGAAACUCUCUAGCAGAGCAGGACCUCGACAACAACCAAGUGCUUUGUUUGCCAGAGGAAAUAGGAGAAUGUCCAAAAAUCCUCAAGGAUCAUCAAGUAAAAUAAGAGAAAACAAGCACCCAUUUGCUCUUUAUGGCUGGGGCGAGAAACAGACAGACACAGGAAGUCAGAAAACUCACAACGUGUGUGCAUCUGCCCCCAUGCAUGAGAUUCAUGAAUCGGCAUUACGAGCCAAGAACAGAAGACAGGUGGAAAAGAGGAAACUGGUUGCUCAGCGGCAACGCACCCACUCUGUGGAUGUGGAGAGAAACAGAAGAAUAAAGCCUUCUCCCUCAGAUAACCCGUGGAUGACAGAGUACAUGCGGUGCUACUCAGCCAGAGCAUGA